AUGAGGAAAAGAGGUGGUGCAUCAGGAAAAUCCCGUGCGGACCGCACGACGUUCCGCAAGUCUCCUCUUCCGGCGACGCCGACGCCCACCGGAAAGGCCUCCUCGGAGCCCCGAGAUCUCCGCUUCACCGCGCUCACCUCUUCCGGGAGGAAAACUGUAACUAUGUUGGCGUCGCCGCUUCACGUCCCCACCGUGACCACGCCUUCGCCGCAGAGGACUGUGGGGACUAUUGGCGACCUCAAGGAGCUCUUCUCUUCCCGAAGUUGUGCUGCCAAGAGGAUCCUGGACCACAGCCACUCUGAGAUUGUCAAGGAGCUCGAGGCCUCCAGAGUGAGGCUCUCCAAGCGUUUGAAGGUGAGGACGGGCUUCCUCCUCAUUUUCUUACGCUAGAUCUCGAAACAGCGCCGUUAAUUUUUUAACUGACAAUCCUCUGAUCAAGUCGUGGUACUGUACAAGGAUCUCCUGUUUUGCUACUAGUUCGCAGACAUUCGCAGACAUUCGCAGACAUUCGCAGACGAUCGUGAAUUCUUGACGGAUGACAAUGCUUCGAUCAUGCAUUCCGAAUUAAUGCAUUUCGAUCUCGAAUCACGAGCUUAGCCGUGUUUUGGAACAGCUAUGAGGUUUUACUUUCGACUUUCGUUUUCUCAUGUAAACUUGGCGUAAAUAGAACAUGAACUUGGUUAACAUAGUGAUACGCACCAUUUCUUCUCUUUUUAUUGUACACUAGCGUUUUAUGGCCCUCGUGUUGCAGGGAAGUUGUCGUGCCUCUUAGUUUACGUUUGGCAUUAUUUGUUCUGAUCCAUAUCAGGCCUCAUCUACGUUUCUGUUUCACAGCUUCAGAUGCAGACAUGUCAGCAACUCUCAGAAGAAGUGGAAAAGGACUAUAGGAAAAUGUCGGAGAGAAUCACGGAGAACAUGGAAUUAAUGAAGGUCAUUAAUUAAUUAAUUAAUUACCUUAACGGGAAUACAAAAUUUUAGUAAACUUUUCAAAGCACUGAGCUCAUCAGCUGCUGUUGUGUUUUGCAGGCUUCAUAUACGGAACUCAUAACUGAGGCUCAGGCAUCGGCAUCUCGUGGUAAAAAUUAAGACAUUUUGUGGCACCACAUAAAUUUCUAGGCUUGCAGUAUUUUUCUCUGUGACAAAGAAAUUUCACCUGCUCAGUUAUGUUGUGAAAUGAACUUUAGUCAGCCAAUAACCGGAAAUUUGCAUUAAAUAUAAUGUCCUUUUGAUUGCUUCGAUGCAAUCAUUCCACUAGAAGCCAGUAAUUCAUGAAGAUCAGGAUAUUUUGUGGCUAUCAGCAUCUUUCAUUAGCAGAUGCUACUACUAUAUUAGAACACCUUAUGGCGAUGCCAUCUCAUUGAUUUUCUUUUUUCUUUCGAUAUCCUGGGUAGUGUGCAAAGUGACCAUCCUGGAGCUUGCCCAAUCUUUGGAAAAAGCAAUUGACAGUCUGCGUAGCCGGUACAAAGUCCCGCUGACCUCGGCGUAA
Molecule: messenger RNA, 1486 nt
Organism: Spirodela intermedia
Lineage: Eukaryota; Viridiplantae; Streptophyta; Magnoliopsida; Alismatales; Araceae
Source: the annotation of a GenBank genome assembly